Homalodisca vitripennis (glassy-winged sharpshooter) is the source of this 1609-nucleotide messenger RNA. It is a transcript of the gene Orai, whose product is annotated as calcium release-activated calcium channel protein 1. Gene Ontology annotation, molecular function: store-operated calcium channel activity. Lineage: Eukaryota; Metazoa; Arthropoda; Insecta; Hemiptera; Cicadellidae. The transcript is spliced from 4 exons. Gene Ontology annotation, cellular component: membrane. Gene Ontology annotation, biological process: store-operated calcium entry. The record is from RefSeq and is a predicted model, not a curated record. The coding region runs from base 187 to 993 and encodes 268 amino acids.
AAAAAUAUCUUCAUAAUUUUGAAGAGAAUGGACAACAAGAUUGUUGAUUUUUGAGUUAGUGGUUUGUGUUACUUACUGCGCUUUAAAUUGUUGUUUGAUUGUUUAAAUUUCAGUUUUAUCAAUUACUUGCUCAGUAACAAAAUGGUCAAAAUAAUAAGACAUUUAUUUAUGAAGUUGCAGAAGUAAAUGCGGCAGCCAAAGUUCGAUACGAGGUCGAUGUCCUCUUGGUCCAACAGCACUGGCCGUCGCACUGUGAACCUUAUCGGAGACUCGAACUUCCUCCAGGGACACGAGCAACUGUGGCCCAAGUUAUUCUAUCCACACCGAGCCGGCAAGAUGUCCACCUCCGGAGAUGCUCUCAACUCUCCCAGCUACCUCUCCUGGCGCAAGUUACAGCUGAGUCGGGCCAAACUCAAGGCUUCCAGCAAGACCUCUGCUCUUCUCUCCGGGUUCGCAAUGGUGGCGAUGGUAGAAGUCCAGCUGAGCAAUGAAACGCAUGUCCCUCCCGCGAUGCUGAUAGCUUUUGCAGUCUGCACUACGCUGCUGGUCGCCGUCCACAUGCUGGCAUUGAUGAUCAGCACCUGUAUCCUGCCCAACAUCGACGCAGUGUGUAACCUCCACUCCAUCUCACUUGUACACGAGUCUCCUCACGAGAGACUCCACUGGUACAUCGAGACGGCCUGGGCGUUCUCCACGUUGUUGGGCCUGCUUCUGUUCCUCUUCGAGAUCGCGAUCCUCUGCUGGGUCAAGUUCUAUGACUUCUCCCGCGUCGCCGCCUGGUCCGCCUCCAUCAUUCUGAUCCCGGUCCUCAUAAUCUUCUGCGUCUUCGCCAUCCACUUCUACCGUUCCCUGGUGACGCACAAGUACGAGGUCACCGUUUCCGGUAUCCGAGAACUGGAGUUGUUGAAGGAGCAGAUAGAAGCGGGUGACAUGGAGGGUAGGGUGAACGGGAUGUCCCUUAUCGGCGCGACAGGAACGACGCAGAUCGUCUGACCGACCGACCAAACAGAUCUGAGUGCUAAAUCUCUUACUUAAUUAAACCUUAGAGCCAAUUGAUUAAUUGUGAUAUAAUUAUAUUAUUGGAUAGUUUCUUCUCUUGUUGUGUAUAUUUUUAGUUUAAUGACAAUGUUGUGGUACGCUUCUAGCUAAUUAUUUUAAUGUUAUGUAAUUAUAAUUAUUUUUUAUUUGUUAUACAUUGAUUCUGUGUAACUUUAAUUAGUUUUAUUUUAUUUUUAGUGUUUUUUCCACUUGCCCGUGAGCUUUGUUUGUGCACAGUUUAUCAAAAAAUUAUAUUUGAAUAGUAAACCUUAUUGGAUAAGACUGAAUGAAACGGUUCUAUUAUAUAUUAUUGAAUUUCCAUCACAUUAACAUAAUAUUUUACAUUUUAGAUUUUUGUUCACUUGUGUACAUAAUUUGUUUUAUUAGUUCUUGGAGAAUAUAUAUAUUUAUAUUGUUUUGUCCAGCAACCUAAUCUUGUACAAUAUAAUUAAUUACUAAUAGGAAUAUAUAAACUGUAUAUAUUAAAAUGUUUGUACAUCAACAAUUACUGUUCUAAACUAUUAAGUGACCUUAUGAGGGAAUAUUGCAAUAAAAAAAGAUAAAUAAUGAA